GCGCGCGCGCGCGCGCCGCCUGUAUUGAGCCCGAUAUCUGCAGGCCCGGCGCGGCUCGCAAGUACCCGUCCCGGUCGGUGAGGCCGGGCCCACAGGUCCUGGUCCCGAUCUCUGUAGGUGAAGACGGGCCCGGUCUCGGCAGAUGGUCUGGGCUUCGGCCCGCUGGAGCUCUCAGCAGACGGCUGAUGAGUUAGAUACUUGCAUUUAUUUCAGUGUGUUGAGAUACAUCAAUAAAUAUUUGGGUCACUUGGAACACAAGAGAACACAGCCUUCGUUAAAUGAAAAUGUCUUAUUUAGCCCAUGAAGUUGAACUGAGCAAGCGUCAUGAAGAAAUAUUAGGCCUGAGAAAUACGCUGCUUCAGCAAAUGGAAAACAAGCUUGAAAGUCAGAUAAAUGAGAAAAAACUGCAAGCAGUUGAGUUUGAGUCAGUGAAUGAAAGAAACGCAUCACUUUUAAAGGAUUUGGAAGUAGCCGAAAAAAAAUUAAGAACUGAAAUGUGUACACAUCUGCAUCCUACUGUUCUCACUCUUGAGACUAAAUACUGGGCAUCCGUUGAAGAACAUCUGCCUAAAUGGGAACAGUUUUUACUGGGGCAAACAAAGAGUCCUGUUGAAGUGACGUAUCCAAGGGACAAAAAAUCACAGAAGAAAGAUCCUCAAGAUAAAGUUACCAUUAAAAGCAGUAAUUUACCCCCUUCAGCAACAACUUGCAAGACACCUCCUCAGUUUCCCCCGACACAAAAUCAAAAGAGAACAAAAGUUCAUAAGAAAAGGAUAACAUAGAAAGUACUUCCAUUAACAAUUAAACUUUGGGAAGAUUUGUUCCAAGACUUUACUGUUAACUGAACAGAUCAUGUCAUUUUUGCAUGACAGUAUAACUUAAUUCUUUGACUGCUGAAUGCUCUACUGCUUUCAUAAUUUUCAACAAAUUUUUUUUUUCUGUAAACUUCUAUUGUGGAAUGAUAUAAAAUCAGUUCAGAGAAAUCUAUAUCUGCGGAAAAUAAAUGCAAUUGACCAAA
Messenger RNA from Carcharodon carcharias (great white shark), 1018 nucleotides. It is a transcript of the gene cep15, whose product is annotated as chromosome 7 C3orf14 homolog. The record is from RefSeq and is a predicted model, not a curated record. Bases 279 to 782 code for a protein of 167 amino acids. Lineage: Eukaryota; Metazoa; Chordata; Chondrichthyes; Lamniformes; Lamnidae. The transcript has 5 exons.